AUGGCAAAAGUGACACCACUGUACAAGAAAGGGGACAAACAUGAAGCUGCAAACUACAGACAUGUAAAGCUGACAGCCUUUCUAAAUAAAGAAAACAUAAGUGAUGUGCAACACAGGUUCAGAACUGGCAGAUCAACACAGUCAGCUAUUUAUUCCUUCUUAAAUGAAAUUCUAACUGCAGUAGAUAAUAAGCAACAUGUGUCUGGCACAUUUCUUGACCUUAGUAAAGCCUUCGAUGUAAUUGAUCAUAAUACUCUGUUGCAGAAGCUAGGUAAUUAUGGAAUACAAGGCCUGCCAAACAAAACAAGCAAGAUAAUAAAAAAUAAUGAAAAAACAGUGACAGUCAAUUUCCACACUUCACAGAAACUACAUCCUGCAAGACUGAUUUGUAAAAUUGAUGGAAAAACUGUCUCAUGUGUGAGUGACACAAAAUUUUCAGGUAUACAUAUUCAGCAAAACCUAAAAUGGGAGACACAUUUUAAUCAUGUAAAUAAAAAGUUAAACACACUUACAUAUGCAGUAAGAAUCCUCUCACAAAAUACAGACCUUGCAUCAGUGAUCACAAUGUAG
This is a messenger RNA of Schistocerca piceifrons (Central American locust), 570 nucleotides long. RefSeq lists its product as uncharacterized. The record is from RefSeq and is a predicted model, not a curated record. The transcript is spliced from 3 exons. Bases 1 to 570 code for a protein of 189 amino acids. Lineage: Eukaryota; Metazoa; Arthropoda; Insecta; Orthoptera; Acrididae.